Molecule: messenger RNA, 717 nt
Organism: Colletotrichum higginsianum IMI 349063
Lineage: Eukaryota; Fungi; Ascomycota; Sordariomycetes; Glomerellales; Glomerellaceae
Product: Dolichol-phosphate mannosyltransferase
Exons: 2
Coding region: 1-717 (238 amino acids)
Biological process (GO): GPI anchor biosynthetic process; protein O-linked glycosylation via mannose
Cellular component (GO): endoplasmic reticulum membrane
Molecular function (GO): dolichyl-phosphate beta-D-mannosyltransferase activity
Source: RefSeq, a predicted model, not a curated record
AUGGCGGUCAACAAGUACUCCGUCAUCCUGCCGACCUACAAUGAGCGUCGCAACCUCCCUAUCGUCACCUGGCUGCUGAACCGCACGUUCACCGAGAACAAGCUCGACUGGGAACUCAUCAUCGUCGACGACGGCUCCCCCGACGGCACCCAAGAGGUCGCCAACCAGCUCGUCAAGGCCUACGCCCCGCACGUCGCCCUCAAGACCCGAACCGGCAAGCUGGGCCUUGGCACGGCCUACGUUCACGGUCUACAGUUCGUCACGGGCAACUUCGUCAUCAUCAUGGACGCCGACUUCUCCCACCACCCCAAGUUCAUCCCCCAGAUGGUCGCCCGCCAGAAGGAGGCCAACUACGACAUCGUCACGGGCACCCGCUACGCCGGCGACGGCGGUGUCUACGGCUGGGACCUCAAGCGCAAGUUCGUCUCCCGCGGCGCCAACCUCUUCGCCGACACUGUCCUGCGCCCUGGCGUCAGCGACUUGACGGGCUCCUUUCGCCUCUACAAGAAGAGCGUCCUCGACAAGGUUAUCUCGAGCACCGAGAGCAAGGGCUACACCUUCCAGAUGGAGAUGAUGGUCCGCGCCAAGGCCAUGGGCUGUUCCGUAGCCGAGGUGCCCAUCACCUUUGUCGACCGCGUCUACGGCGACAGCAAGCUGGGCGGCGACGAGAUUGUGGAGUACGCCAAGGGAGUACUGUCGCUGUGGUUGAAGGUCUAA